AUUUUUUUGGCUUCACGGAUGAGGGUUUCCCCUAAAUUAAGAAAAUAAAAUAUCAUUACUGUAUAAGAAUAGGUCAUGAAUAUAACUGCGUUUCGUUCUGAAUUUUCCAUGUGGGCCGAAAAGAAUGGACAAAAAUCUCAAUAGACACCAUAGUUCUAACAGCUACUUAUCUCUGUAUUUAUUUACGUAUUCACCUUUAGGAUAGGGUGAAAUCGCAGUUCGUCAAAAAUUACACCAGAGUGGAAGAUUGGGUAAAUAGUCAUGCAGAAUGCUAUUCCAUAUUCGGUACAUAUCAUUAUUAGUCGUGGAGAUUAUUGAGCUCACAUAGACUGAGCUAUCAAUAAAAUUAUUCUGUCGUUGAUUUAUUAAUUACCAUGGAUCCUUUCGAUUUUUUAUUCAACUCGCAAAUACUACAAAUCCUAUUUUCCCCCCUUUAGAGUAAUGUUAUAGAAAGGGUUUGACCUAACACAGAAGCAUAGUAAAAAUAAAUAGCUUAGGGAUAAAGAUAAUAAUGACAAAACUAAUCUCGAUUUUUAUUGUAGUUCUUUUCAGUAAUCUUUUAUGUUUAUUUCUCGGCGAUAAUUUAACGGCUUUGGCUGCUGACGAAUUAUUUUUGGGGACCCUGCAUGCCGCUAAUCUGUACAUUUCCCAACCCACUCAUAGCAACCUAACAACCAAUCCAACACCUCUGAACGGUAAAAACCAGUUGAUAACUUCAAAUUGCUCCUUCUUUGAUGUCGAUCCCGAACUCUUGCGAUCUCUAAACAGCUUUAAAAGCGAAGAGGACAAAGCAAACGCGCCGAGCCCGGAUUCGACGGCAAUACGAGAAGCGACGAAAUUGGUGAAACUUUUCCAUAUUCUCCUGCCCGGGGUCUCGAAAGAGGACUUGGACUUGUUAAAUAAGUUAUCGAACAUCACCAACCGAGAUCGACUUCAUCAUAAAGUCGAUGAGAAGGAUGACGAUACCAUCUCCGACGAAGAUUGGAUGGACUUCCACAAAAGCGUUAUUCUCUCAGGGCUGGUUCACGCGGGCCCUUUUGUGGGUGAAAACGCGCGCGGGGAUUCCUCCGCGGCCCCGACCAGGCGCGGACCCCCUGAGGGGGAACUCAACGCGCCUUUGGUGAUUUCCUUUUUUGCGGGGGAAAACACCGGCAAACUCUGCUUUGAUCUCAGCCUACACGACGCCAUGGCGAAUGUAAGCGAUCUCCGCAGCGCCCUUACGGUGGUGUCCUCUCCGCACUGCACGACGCGCGUGGAUGAGCUUGUGGAAAAGGAACUUGCAAUGGACCAGCCCGAGAUUUCUUUUUAUGAUCUUUCGAAUGGCUCCCCCGAAGACCACAACGUCGAGGAGGAUCCGGCGGAGUCAUCGUGGUUAAAGGCCUGCGAGCUGUCCUCGGUGGUGCGUUUUGAUCAUCGCUUUACGCUCUCCACCGCGUUGGCUGGGGAAAAACUCCUUUGCAAGUAUAUGGACGAACCGGAGGGGUCGGGUCAGGUAUCGCCCUCCCUGGAAGGCCAGCGGCGUGCGAUUUAUUGUUCUUUUAAGGUUGCUGUGCGAUUUCGCCCUUUCAUGAAGCAUUUAUCACUGAAAGAAAAGACCCAAGCCGUGCUUAAAAUUGCCGCGGUUGUGACCAUGCCCCCCGCCGAGGCAGAAACUGACGAUCAGAGCGGCCUUUUCUUUACGCAUCUCAUCCAACCAGAGGGAGGGGCUUCAACUCAAAGAUCAACGCUUCCAAGAGAAUCCCAAAAGACGCAUCUUUACAAUUUGAAUCGCUUUUCAGUCCUUUCGGAAGGAGAAGAAAAAGAAGCUUCGUUAGUGCAGCGCUGCAGUGAUGUUUCGCUUUCCGAUCAAUUUUGGAAUCUUUCAGGCCCAUCCUGCACGCCCUCUUUGGGGGUAAACUACAGAAGCGUGAUAAGAUAUUACGUGAACGACAAUCUAGACAAAAUACAGCUCUGUGUGGUUUUUCUCUUCAUUUUUUGGCUAACCGUCGUCAGUGUUAUAGGUACGCGUUUCUUUUUUGAUAAAUGUCGAAAAAAUCGCUUGCCCCUAUAG
Molecule: messenger RNA, 2050 nt
Organism: Phytomonas sp. Hart1
Lineage: Eukaryota; Euglenozoa; Kinetoplastea; Trypanosomatida; Trypanosomatidae
Source: the annotation of a GenBank genome assembly